UUCCUCCGCCUCUACGACUGCGAUGACUCCUCCGUCUGCCGAUCCACCUGCGCCGACAUCGACGGAGACUGCGACAACGGAAACCGGGGGUGCUGCUAUCCUUUGGCGGAUGGGAGCGAGUGGAAGGCGGGGGAUGGGUUCGGGGUGUUCAAGGAGUUCGGUUGCAGGGGGUUCUCGAGCUGGGCGAAGGCGACAGGGGAGGAGAGGGUGGAGAGGGGGAUUGAGAUGGAGUGGGCCGUGCCGAGAGGGUACGGGAAUGGGACGGAGUGCGUGGAAGGGGCGACGGAGGUGAAGGCCGCGGCGGUGAAGGGCGGGGUGAGGUGUGCUUGUGGGCCGGGCUUUGUUGGGGAUGGGUUUGCUGCUGGGACUGGAUGGCUUCAGAUGGGGCUCUCUGCAUGUGAUAAUGUCGGGAAUGCGACCUACAAUGGAGACUGCUGCAAGGGACGGCUCUGCAAAAAGAAAGUUAUCGUUGCUGUUGGUCUACUGGUUACUGUUAUCUUCGCCGCUGCUGCUACAGCGUGUUAUUUUCUCUUAAGAUACACUCCUAACGAAAGAUAUCGAUAUGAUCCUGAACAAUCUUGUCUCCCAAAAAUCCUUGCAAAGGCACGUCAGACUCGUGUGUUCACUUACCAAGAACUCAACGAAGCCACCAAGGGCUUCAAUCAAGACCAGAAGCUCGUCGAUAUUGCAAACGAAUCAGUGCACCCUGGAGUGCUCAGCGAUGGAUCCCUUGUCACCGUCCAAAGAAUUAGAUGCCAGACAAAACAGAAUCUUAAUCAGAUUCUUGAUAGAGUAGAGAUUCUCUCUCGUAACUCCCAUCAAAACAUUGCUAAAAUCAUUGGUUGCUGCAUAAGCUCAGGUCAUAAUCUCUUGCUUGUGCACGAAUCCUUCCCCAAUGGAGCACUUAAGGAUCUCCUUCAGCCUGGUAGAGAGAAUGGACCUCUUAACUGGUACCGAAGGAUCAAUAUAGCUACCGAGGUUGCAAGUGGUCUCGCACAUUUCCAGUCCAAGAUCUCUUCAUCUAUCAAACCUCAUAGCCUCAAAUCUAGUGACAUUUAUAUACUCCCAGACUAUUCAGUCAAGAUUGCCAGUUUUAGGCUAAUUGACACAGUAUCUACACAAGUUUCUCAUGGUGCAGAUGUUGUGCACAACUUUGGUCUCAUACUUCUUGAGCUAAUUGUGGGAACAAAAUGUGAGAGCAUUGAAGAAAUGAUCUUAGAUAAGAUAAAGGACAGGAAAUUUCAUGAGAUUGCUGAUCCUUGCCUUAGAUUUGAGGAGCAGUUACCUGUUCAGUGCGAGCAGAUUGAGAAGUUAGCAAUUUUCGCAGUGCAUUGCUUGUCGAGGAGAGGAUUGUGUAUGGUUGCAGCGGCAAAGGAAUUUAUACACAUUGUUAACGAUAAUAUGGCGGGCAGUACAUCAUCUGAACCUUCACUUGAAAAUACAUUUUCAAACUCAAGCUUGCUUCAAAUGAUAUCAAUGUCACCUGAUGUUUUACAUGUUCAUUGACAUUGAGGAUCUCUCAUUCACAAGGUACUGUAAAAACGGACAGAUAUUCUGACGGUUGGCGAGCAAGUAUGUGUGUGCGCGUGCUUCCAGUGAUGAUGCGCAUGUAUUGUUAUUGUAUAAUAAGUUGUAAUAUCUUUAAAAGAACUCCUCCAUAGUU
This is a messenger RNA of Asparagus officinalis (garden asparagus), 1663 nucleotides long. RefSeq names its product probably inactive receptor-like protein kinase At2g46850. Lineage: Eukaryota; Viridiplantae; Streptophyta; Magnoliopsida; Asparagales; Asparagaceae. Gene Ontology annotation, biological process: protein phosphorylation. The transcript has 4 exons. The record is from RefSeq and is a predicted model, not a curated record. Gene Ontology annotation, molecular function: protein tyrosine kinase activity; ATP binding. The annotation marks the transcript as partial.